AUGCCGAUCCGCGGCACUAGCCCAUCUGCUCCGGAUUUCUCGACAACGCCUUACAUGUGUCCUGUGCCGUUGCGGCACACCUUCUCACCGGGAUGUGUUUCCCUUUCCGUCCUCAGCCUGUUCCAGUGGUUCGACACGGCUCCCAGCCGCACCUGCCCGCAGUGCAGGAUCCAGGUCAGCAAAAGGCACAUAAUCAGUAAGCUGUUCUUUGAUGUUGCCCUGGAUGAGCAGACAGCACUGGAUGCAGAGUCCUUGCAGAAUGAACUGGACAAGGUGAAGGCUCAGCUCUCCAUGAAAGAGAAAGAGAAGAGGGAAUGCCAGGCCAUCGUGGAUGGGCUGCGGGACACUCUGGAUGUACGCAAUGCCAUGAUAGAGUCUCUCCAGAAGGUGCUGGGAGAGACAGAGAUGCUGUGUUCCUCUCUCAAGAAACAGAUGAAAUUCCUGGAGCAGCAGCAGGAGGAUAACAGAAGUUCAAAGGAAGAGGUCCGCCAUCUGCGAAACAAGCUGAGAACCAUGGAGCGGAUUGAAUUGUUGCUUCAGAGCCAGCGCCCCGAAGUGGAGGAGAUGAUCAGAGAGAUGGGAGUUGGGCAGGCAGCAGUGGAGCAGCUUGCAGUCUACUGCGUAUCACUGAAGAAGGAAUAUGAGAACUUGAAGGAGGCUCGGAAGAUCUCAAGUGAGAUGACAGAGAAGCAGAAGAAGGAGCUAUUCUCUGUCAACAGUAAGCUUCAGAAAACAGUUUCAGAGUUGGAGAAGACAAAGGAGGAGUUAAAGAGCACCCAGAAGGAUCUGAAGAAUGCAGACAAGGAGAUCUUGAGUCUGAAGAAGAAGAUAGACAUACUGCAGGACACUCUGAAAGUGCCAUCUGUAACCAGAGAGACACUCAGCCGGCUAGUCUUUGAAAGCCCAACUCCUGUGGAACUGCAGCACCCAAAACUCCACCGUCCAGCUCACAGUGAUGAGAUCAACCUAGAUGACACUUUCGAGGUGGACACCCCUGAAAAUCAUCCCUGCAGAUCUCCAUUCAGUGCUGCAAAAAAGCAGAAGCUGGAUAAAAAGCAGCUUCCUGUGGUAAAUCUGGCAAAUAAAGCUCUAAAGGAAACGGCGGAGAACUGUGGAGAUGAUUUGGAGGACAAGGCUCUUAAAGGAUUCAUGCCAGGAUUCAUCAGGAACUCAGCCUUCUCCAAGAAGCCCAUGUCGGGUAGCUUGCUGGGUCCCCACAGGAAUGUGGGCAAGGUGAGGAUGGGGUACGACGGCCUGGGAGGCAGAACCAAGUUCAUACAGCCUAUAAGCCCUACAGAGCUCCGUCCCAUACCAGUGAAGAGCAAGAGGAACGUCUCUAGGCCAGCAUCAGCUGCUGCCCCUGGACGUGCCUGCAGCAGCAGCCGGGCCAGCCUGGAUGCUUUCCUGCAGUGAAGUGCCGUGCUCCUGGGAGCAGCAGGGCUGAGUGUGCUUGCACAGAGACAGCAGGAGCCCAGCAUGGACAGCUUCAUGCCUCAUUUCAGCCCUCUAUAUCCACACCGGAAUUCAAAUGGGGAUUUCUCAUCUGCCAGCCCACUCAGAGCUCUGCAGUUGCUGCCGCUGUUGGUCUCUGCAGGUGGAGCUGCACUUCUGGGACACAGCCACGAGCUGCAGCUGCAGGAAGAGAUCAUCUCCUCGUCCAGCUUCAGCCCGGGGGGCAGCAGCUGGGAGCACGAGUGGGGAGAAGGGACCUGGAGCAGGGCAAUGCUGCAGCACUGUGCCACGCUGGGGGGUCCUGCUGUGCCUCGGGUUGGCUUGGCCAGGGGUUGGUGCUGGUGAUCCCCCCUGCAGUGCUGGGGGCGAGGCAGCUCUUCGUGCUGCAGCCCUCUCUCUUCCUGGCCCCUGUUCUGUAAAUUUUGUGUGAACUUCUGUUUUUUUAAUAUGUCUGUGGCCGUUUUGUUCUUUCAAAGCCAUUUUAAGGCUCUGAGCCUGUGUGCAGCCCCAGCUGCUGUGGUUCCGGGCUGGGUGUGAGCUGUGGCCCUGCUGCCCAUGGCUGCAGCCCCGGGUUGGUUCCAUGGCCCCGCGCUGUGUGCGGGGCAGCCGCAGGUUUUGUGUUGCAAUAAACCAAGUGCUGUGCGUUGG
Molecule: messenger RNA, 2100 nt
Organism: Coturnix japonica (Japanese quail)
Lineage: Eukaryota; Metazoa; Chordata; Aves; Galliformes; Phasianidae
Source: RefSeq, a predicted model, not a curated record